Colossoma macropomum (tambaqui) is the source of this 3341-nucleotide messenger RNA. RefSeq names its product zinc finger protein 239-like. NCBI's taxonomy places the organism in Eukaryota, Metazoa, Chordata, Actinopteri, Characiformes, Serrasalmidae. The record is from RefSeq and is a predicted model, not a curated record. The transcript is spliced from 2 exons. Bases 511 to 1635 code for a protein of 374 amino acids. Gene Ontology annotation, molecular function: RNA polymerase II cis-regulatory region sequence-specific DNA binding; DNA-binding transcription activator activity, RNA polymerase II-specific. Gene Ontology annotation, biological process: regulation of transcription by RNA polymerase II. Gene Ontology annotation, cellular component: nucleus.
GUGACUAUGCAGUUUUAAGUUCAGAGGGUUCUACCACUGAGGGGCAAGACCUUCCCUUAUGGGCACAUUUAGAUUUAAAGGAAGGACAUAUCAGUGUAUCAGUGUAAGACCUAAGAAUCUGUUCAGUGAGGGAGAGAGGAGCUAUGGCCUUUUGAAGCCUGGAAUGUGAGAACCAGAGCUUUGAAUCCAAUUUUUGUUUUCACAGGAAGCCAAUGAGUGAUGUUAGCAGAGACGUUACAUGGAAAACCUUUAGGAGUUUAUAAACCAGGCAAACUGCAGCAUUCUGAAUGCUUUGUAUCAGAAAUGGCAUAUGACACAAGGUCACCAAAGGAAUUCCAUCUAUGUACAAGUGAUGGGUCUCCAUCCAUGAACAGGAUUGACUGACGGCUAGUCUUCACUUGCUCUUGCUGACCACACAGAUUAGAUUUACCUCCACAAACACGUUCGAAGAUACUACCACCAGAAGAAUCUGUCAGACUUCUGAAAGGACAGAAGAUUAGAAAUGAGAAUAUGGAGUCUGGAGGAAGCUCCACUACUCAGCAAAUAUUUUCUGGGACUUUUAGCACUGACACAUCUUGUAGACGAAUGGAGAAGAAUACAGUAAAGGAGAGAACUCACCUCUGCCUGGAGUGUGGGAAGAGUUUUACCGAGAAAAGUACCCUAAAAAUCCACCAGCGCAUCCACACUGGAGAGAAACCCUUUCACUGUUUGGAAUGUGGGAAGAGUUUUACUCAGCUGAAUCAUCUCCAGCUUCACCACCGCAUUCACACAGGAGAGAAACCCUUUCACUGCUUAGAAUGUGGGAAGAGUUUUAAUGUACAGAGUCAUCUGCGACUACACCAGCGCGUUCACACAGGAGAGAAACCAUUUCAGUGUUCAUAUUGUGGAAAGAGUUUUAGUGACAAAGGCAAUCUCAACAAACACCAGCGCAUCCACACUGGAGAGAAACCGUACUGCUGUUCAGAGUGUGGAAAGUCCUUUAAGGAUAGAGGUCCUUUCAAAGCUCACCAGCGCAUCCACACAGGAGAGAAACCGUAUUACUGCUCAGUAUGUGGGAAAAGAUUUAAUCAGCACAUUAAUCUCCAGCUUCAUCACCGGGUUCACACAGGAGAGAAACCGUUUCAGUGUUCAUUCUGUGGAAAGAGCUUUAGUGACAAAGGCAACCUCAACAAACACCAACACAUCCACACAGGAGAGAAACCGUACUGCUGUUCAGAGUGCGGAAAGACUUUUAAGGACAGAGGUCCUUUCAAAGCUCACCAGCGCAUCCACACAGGAGAGAAACCGUAUUAUUGUUUAUAUUGUGGCAAGAAUUUCAAUCAGCAGAGUCAUCUCCAAAGACACCAACGCGUUCACACUGGAGAGAAACCGUAUUAUUGUUUAUACUGUGGAAAGAGCUUUAGUGACAAAAGUACUCUCAAAAAGCACCAGAACAUUCAUACAGGAGAGAAACCGUUUGACUGCUUAGUGUGUGGAAAGAGCUUUACUCAGCAGAGUAGCCUCCAGCAACACCAGCGCAUUCACACAGGAGAGAAACCGUAUUACUGCUCAGACUGCGGGAAGAGCUUCAGACAUUCAAACACUUUAAAGGCACAUAAGUGCUCUAGAGGAGAGGUGGAAUCUCCUAACUCCUAACUAAUUUGUUGCAUCGGUGUUGAAUUUAUAUCCAGUUUUUGCUUGAAAUUUUUCAUGGAAAUCCAUGAACCAGACAGGGCCUAGGUGGGUUGCCUCAGACCAGUGGUCACCAACUCUCCUCCUAGAGAUGUAUUUUCUUAUAGAGUUUUGUUCCAACCUGCAACUAAGGUUGUGUUCAGACUGCAGGCAAAUCGGAUUUGUCUCUCAAAUCAGAUCUUCUAAGACGACUGCCUACACUGUUACUUGCAAGUGAUCAGGUCUGAUUUGUGUGUCUGGACAUCACCAGUAUAUCUGCAUGGGUUGCCAUGGUAACGACGUAGGCGUCAUUAACUACGUAGCUAUGCUGGUGACGUGGAUUUCAAAUGUGGAUGCAGGAGAGAUGGAGGAGCAUCAUCUCACCCUCCAAACUCUUCAGAAUCCUCCUCAUAAUCAUGAAUCUUUGGAGCUCCUCUUGAAUCCCAGCACUUCAUCACUCUGGAUUUGACAUCGUCGCUGUUUAUCGUGUUGUGAGUGACGCUUUGAAAUCAGUUUUGAGCGUCCAGACUGAGACACAUCUGUAAAAAUGUGACUGUAGUCGCAUUUCAAACCACCUCCAAAUGUGGUUUGGAUCUGAUUUGCAAAAAUCAGAUUUCAUGUGUUUUUUUGCUGUCCAGACUAUCAAAAAUCAAUCUGAAUACAAUCGGAUUUGGGCUGGCAGUCUGAACAAGGCCUAACAGGCUGCUGCCCCGUUACCUAACACUAAUGCAUCUGAUUCAGCCAAUGAAGAACAUCUGCAGGAGUUAAUUAGCUGGAGCAGGUGUGGUAGAUUGUGGUUGGAACUAGACUCUGCAGGAACAUAGAUCUCCAGAACCAGGGUUGGAGACCACUGCUGUAGACUCUUCUGUAAGAAAAAGAGGUCUUCACUUUUUCUCCUGUGUUUUUAUAUGCAUGUAGGACUGUGCGAUUGUUAUACAUUGGAUUUGUAUGCUUACAAUGUUUAUUGUCUUUAGUUUGGUGUAUGCGGGUGGUACGAAAAGGAUCUGAACGUAGCCGAACGCUCUACACAUUUACCAAAAGAAGUAGGCUUUGGACAUCAAUCAGCUGCUAAUCUGCCAGUAUCUGCACCAGAUGGAAAGAAACAAGAACAGGGUGUCCCUGAGGCCUUUUUACAUGUAUUGAAGUGCCAUUGUAAGAUCAUCAUACACAAACAGAUGAGGGAAAUUCUGAAAGUACUAACAAUUCUUUACCUAAUAUGUUUAUGGUAUUUGUACAACGUUUCAGAGAGUACAUAUAAAUUUGUACAUAUAAAACUGACAACUGCAUCUGAUGAUGCUUGCAGGCUAAAGCUAACUCUGGAUACAGUUUCACAUAUAGCUGGACAAAGCAAUGCUGUUAGAUCAUCACCUUCAUAUAUUGUAUGUAAUGUUUGAUAACUGAAGCUAACGAUGCUUGCAAGCUAAAUUGGCCAGUUAAAAUAAACCUCUCACAUGUACAGUUCUGUCACUUAGCUAGCGAGAUAACGCAGUGCUAUUACACUGACCACCUUCACAGAUUGUAACUUGAGUAAUAUUGUCUAUUUAUUAUUUCUGUUUUUAUUGUAUUUGAUACAUGUAAGCACUUUGUAAUUUUCAUCUGGUGUUUUUUGCUUUUAUUGAUGUAAAGCACUUUGAAUGGCCUUUGUAUAUGAAAUGUGUCACAUAAAUAAACUUACCUUGCCUAAUGUUUAA